AAAGGCGUUUGCAGAUGGACUUAACGACGAUCUCGGACAUAACAAUGAGCCGGCAAGUACUGCUGAUCAUUUCGGUCCUCUCCCUCGGUGCAGCCCUCGGACAGGUCAGCUACUCUAUUCCCGAGGAAAUGGCGAAGGGCUCUUUCGUUGGUAACAUAGCUCAGGAUUUAGGAUUAGAUGUUAAAAGACUGAAAUCGGGCAGGGCUCGCGUUUUUACUCGAGACAGCACUGCGUACAUCGAGCUAAACAGAGAAAGGGGAAUUCUCCUGCUCAACGAAAGGAUAGACAGAGAGGCGCUUUGUGGACAAAUGACGCCGUGCGCGUUGCAUUUUCAGCUUUUAUUGGAAGAUCCGAUGGAAUUUUACAGUAUUACUGUUGAAAUAAUAGAUAUAAAUGACAACCCUCCGAUCUUCAUCACAACCGAGGCUCAUUUUAAUAUCAGCGAGUCUGCGCUCAGUGGCACGACAUUCACUUUAGAUAGAGCGACCGAUCUGGAUGUGGGCGAAAAUGGUUUAAAAACUUAUGUCCUUAAACCAACCGAUAUUUUUUCUCUAAAGAUGAAUAAUCAAGGAGACGGUAUUAAAAAUGUCGAAAUGGUAUUAAAUGCACCGCUGGACAGGGAGAAAAACGAACAGCUGUCUUUAGUUCUGACGGCGGUGGAUGGUGGAGAGCCGCAGAUGACAGGAACAAUGCAGAUUCACAUUACCAUUUUAGACGUUAAUGAUAAUGCUCCUGUUUUUACACAACCUAUUUAUAAAGCUGCUGUAAGGGAAAAUUCACCAGUCGGAACCGCUGUACUGACAGUUACUGCAACAGAUGCAGAUGAAGGAUCUAAUGGCCGAAUAACCUAUUCAGUUUCAAAUAUACUCGAUCAUGCCCGUGGAAUUUUUGAAAUAAAUAAAAGAACUGGUGAGGUUACUUUAAAUGGAAAGGUUGAUUAUGAGAAGAACAGGAAUUUUCAGAUAAAUGUUCGUGCAAGUGAUGAUGGAGGACUAACUGGUUCUUGUAAACUGAUUGUCGACGUAAUAGACAUGAAUGACAACCUCCCUGAUAUUCACAUCAUGUCAAAAUCAAAUGUUAUAUCAGAAGAUGCGAAAACAAACACAGUUGUGACUAUGAUUAAUGUGGACGAUGCAGACUCCACUGAAAAUGGAAAAGUGCAUUGCGUCAUUAAUGACAAUAAUAAUUUCAUAUUAAAGUCAGCAUCAGAAAAAUUCUAUAGUCUUAUUACAGACAGUGAUUUAGACAGAGAGAGAGCCUCUGAAUAUAACAUCAGUGUGACCUGCUCUGAUGAGGGAGUGCCCUCCCUCUCCAGCAGCGUCACUCUCACCUUACAGAUCUCUGAUGUCAAUGACAACCACCUCGGAUAG
Messenger RNA from Stegastes partitus (bicolor damselfish), 1370 nucleotides. Its product is annotated as protocadherin beta-8-like. Gene Ontology annotation, molecular function: calcium ion binding. The transcript is spliced from 2 exons. The record is from RefSeq and is a predicted model, not a curated record. NCBI's taxonomy places the organism in Eukaryota, Metazoa, Chordata, Actinopteri, Pomacentridae. Gene Ontology annotation, biological process: homophilic cell-cell adhesion. Bases 15 to 1370 code for a protein of 451 amino acids. Gene Ontology annotation, cellular component: plasma membrane.